Molecule: messenger RNA, 3227 nt
Organism: Schistocerca americana (American grasshopper)
Lineage: Eukaryota; Metazoa; Arthropoda; Insecta; Orthoptera; Acrididae
Product: cyclin-dependent kinase 20-like
Exons: 5
Coding region: 100-1164 (354 amino acids)
Biological process (GO): protein phosphorylation
Cellular component (GO): nucleus
Molecular function (GO): ATP binding; cyclin-dependent protein serine/threonine kinase activity
Source: RefSeq, a predicted model, not a curated record
UGCCUUUGUUUACUUAUUUGUUGUUGAUUGGUUGGAACUGAUAAGUUGUAGCAAUAAUCAGUAACGCCAAUAUAACCUUCGUAGAUUAACUGUUUCAAUAUGAAAAAUUACAAAAUUGAAGGCACAAUAGGACAAGGGGCUCAUGGUCUUGUUUUACGAGGUCGUCAUGUGGACACUGGAGAGAUUGUAGCUGUAAAAAAGGUGCUAUUAAAACGAAUAGAAGAUGGGAUACCUGUUACUAUAUUUCGAGAAAUUAAAGCCUUACAAGAAGUCGACUGUGAGAAUGUAUGUGUGAACUUGUGUGUAGUAGACCGCUUUCUGUAUUGCACUGCUGCACUGGUUGUCCAUUUAUUGGAUGUGUUCCCACAGGGUCUGGGUUUCAUGUUGGUCUUCGAGUUUAUGCCAUCUGGACUGCAGGAAAUGAUGCGUGACUUUGAUAACUGCCUGACAGAGAGACAGAUUAAAAUGUAUAUGAUCAUGUUACUUAAAGGGGUAGCAUACUUGCAUAAGCAUCGUAUCAUGCACAGGGAUCUGAAACCUGCAAAUUUACUCAUCAGCCGUGAGGGUGUUUUAAAGAUUGCUGAUUUGGGACUCGCUCGCCUUUUUGGCAAUGAAGCAAUACAGCGACCAUACUCACACCAGGUGGCAACCCGUUGGUACCGAGCACCAGAGCUGUUGUAUGGAGCACGUUAUUACACUGAAAGUGUUGACCUGUGGUCUGUUGGCUGUAUCCUUGGUGAACUUCUCAACAAUUCACCUGUCUUCCGUGGAGAGACAGACAUAGAACAGCUUGCCAUUGUCAUCCACACACUAGGGACACCAAAUGAAGAAGUGUGGCCUGGGGUUUCAGCAUUGCCUGAUUACAAUAAGGUUUCCUUUAAAGAAUGUCGAGGUAUACCUUUGGAACAAGUUUUCCUUGAAGUUUCUCCAGAGGGUGUUGACUUGCUUAAAAAAUUGUUGCUGUAUGAUGCUUCUAAAAGAAUUUCAGCGGAAAAGGCUCUAGUGCAUCAGUAUUUUUUCACAAGACCUUUGCCAUGUCCAAUGAGUGAAAUGCCAAAACCAACAGAUGAACAUAGGCAGAAGAUUUCCAGCAAGGAGUAUGAUGUUGACAGAGAUGUGAGAACUUUUUUUGAUGAUCUCAGAGAUAUACUCCAACAAAAAUAAGGUCCAACUCCAAGAUUUAUGACUCUGUUUGGCCUUGAUCCCCUCCUGGAAAGGGUAUAUUCAUGCAGAAAUAUCUUCCAAUGUUCAUUAAGAGAAUAGCAUUUGCUGAUCAAUUUAGAGAAGUAGAUAAAAUUCAUUAUUUUACACAGAAAAAAGUUCCAGAAAAAUUUCAGUGAUAGUUGCUUUCAGAGAAAAUCAUGGAGCUAAUUGUGGAAACUGGUUAAGUGCGUGAAUACAGAACUUUGAGGUACCAUACAGUGUGGUAACCACAGUGUGUUAUCUUUAUUUGGUAUGUACAGUGUACAAGAAUUCGGUUACAAGAAAGGUGCAAAUAUAAAUAUCGGCUAAUAUGUAAAAACUGUUAUUUACAUAAUUUUAUUAUAAUCUAAAGAAAUAUAUUUAAGGCUGCAAAAUAAGCACAAAACAAAAAACAUAGAUUAUUUAGUAUAGUUGCUAGCAUCACUUUCAACAGAAAGUUGGAAUCUUGCAUUCCACUGUACUGUAAAUGUUAAAUGUGUAAUUUUAAUUCUGCAAGCAAUAAAAUGAGCAAAUACUCUGUCUGUCAGUAUAAUCUAUGCAGAUCUAUAACCAGUUGUAUUUUUAUGGUGAUACAAUUAUUGGCAAAUUCCUUUUGAUCGAGAAACUUGUAUCUUACAACCAACAUGCAUCUAUGACAUAUUAUGCUGAAUUCAGAUGCAGCAGUUAUAACACCUGCGUACAUAGGGUCAAUCUUCUUGAGGAAUUAGAUUGGAAUAAGUGGGAGAAGUAAACAUGUAUAUUGAAAUACUUUGUGGAAGGUAGGCUGAUCACUAUGAAUUUUAGGGAGAAAGCCAGCCUUACCAUUUGUCGCCAUGGGCUUCUUAUAUUCAUUUCGAAUGAAAUGUUGUAGAUAUCACGUCUUUGUUGGCGAAUGAGGUUGUGUCACCACCGGAUAGUGAGAUGGAGGAUUUAAUGCCAUGACUUUAAAUGGAAAUAGAAAUAAAUCACUAGAAAGAAAACUGUUAAAAUUAACUGGAGCAGAGACCAUUGUUGAUAGUGGAUACAUCUUUGUUAGUGGCCAAAUUAACUUAUAGAAGAAUGCUAUAAAAUUUAGAAAUACCAUCAUCUAUUUUGCUGGGCCAGUAUCUAUUGUUUACGUACAAAAUGGAAUCCAGAUUGGAGGCUGUGGCCAGAUCAUUUAAAGUUCCAAACUUGCAUUCAAGUUUGUAAAAUGCUUCAUGAUGAUCGGCAAUUAAUCUCAAGGAGCUGUAGCAAGUUUGAAAUGAAUAAAUGGCAGAAUACUAAUGGUAUUUGGCCAUUGUGUCUCCACACCACAAUCCAUUAAGUCUGUAUUGGUCGUUGACUGUAACAAUAAAGCAUUAAAACAUUUCAUGUACCAUAUAUCUAUGAGGAGAACUGUUAAAAUGAAAACUCAUGAGACCUAACUAAUUUACAUUAAUUUAAUUGCAAAUGGCUCUAAAGGUAAUGCAUGACACUUACAUCGAAUUUGUGUACACAAAAGAAAGAUUAAUUAAACACAUGCAGGGAAGACAACUGCAGUCUAUCAGUAUAAAGGUUAACAGACAAGAGAGAGAGAGAGAGAGAGAGAGAGAGAGAGAGAGAGAGAGAGAGAGAGAGAGAGAGAGAGAGAGAUAUCCGAGCAGGGACAUUCUUCAUUUACUUUCUAAAGAAAAAAAAAAUACAAUCAAUUGCAGACUGACUGCUGCUAUAUCAUUGAAAUAUUAUUGUACAAGGUCUGUUAGAGCAUCUGCUGUCAACAGAAGUACUGUUAGUCGCUGACCAUGGAGAGUGAGGUAAUCAGUAGGUAGUUCGUCAGAGCUCCACGAUUUGCAGCGGUCAGAGUGACCAUCUAUGGCUGUCAUACUUGACAUGUUGCAGCAAGCUGAUGUCAUUCCUGGGGACAGAUGCAUUAGGACUCAAGAAGACAUUUUGAGGUCGAUGAGGAGGUGAUUCAUGCAGUGAAGCACAGGCUGUGCCACCAAAACAGAGCAUACACUGACAGGGCAUACAUGCCCUUGUUUCGCACUGGAAGGAGGUCAUAGAACGGGAUGGAGAUUAUGUGG